This is a messenger RNA of Aureococcus anophagefferens, 430 nucleotides long. RefSeq names its product expressed protein. The transcript has 2 exons. The record is from RefSeq and is a predicted model, not a curated record. The coding region runs from base 73 to 396 and encodes 107 amino acids. Lineage: Eukaryota; Pelagophyceae; Pelagomonadales; Pelagomonadaceae.
GCCGAAGACGUCGACGAAGUUGAACUCGGUGCCGCUCGCCGGCGGCAUGAGCUUCGACCGCGUCUGCCGCGAAUGGCGCUGCAAGUACACGGGCGACAAGUCCGACUCGGAGUCGCUCGCGGCGAUCGCCGCGGCGGUCGACGAGUUCCUGCCCGCGCUCAAGGCCAUCGACAAGGACGCCACGGUGAACCGCCUCGUCUGCGGCUCCUGCCUCGACUUCAAGCUCAUGACCACCGUGCCCCUCGACGCCUACGGGCCCUGGGAGGCGGGCGGCCACGAGCCCGAGGCCGCGUUCCUCGAGAAGAUCAAGGCCAUCGACGGCGUCUCCCAGGUCGAGACCCAGACGAUCACCAACAUGCUCAUCUAGAGCCGGGCACCCCGCAAGGCGGACCGUAAGAAGCCCCGCAGAAAUCGCGCCGGCAACGCGCAC